Molecule: messenger RNA, 1941 nt
Organism: Fusarium sp. VM40
Lineage: Eukaryota; Fungi; Ascomycota; Sordariomycetes; Hypocreales; Nectriaceae
Source: the annotation of a GenBank genome assembly
AUGUACAUGCUUUCCUUGGAGUGGUGGACGAGGCUUCUUUCGCCCUUCUCUCAUCUUUCACGACAAGGAGAUUUUGACGAGACGGUAGGGCUGAACCUUGCCAAUGCUUUAAGGCACGUAGCGUGGAGGAGAGCUUUCAAAAUCCGAGAUAUCGCUGCCCUGGCCGCCAUUUCUGGUGCAUCUUUUGCACUUCUUGUGGUCGUUGCAUCUGCUCCGUUGUUUGAACCAAUGCCAGCCGGACGGAACACGAGCAUACCUCUACGCACCGAGGAUUUCUUCGCCAACAGUCUGGCGUCUUCCGCCGACGAUCCCAUCUGUACCGGUUGCAACAACGACACUGUCAUGGCAUCCCUGAUUCUUGCUGGCAACGCACCGUAUCCCCCAUUUACCUACACCAAUCUCAACCUACCGAGUAUAUCACUGGUCGAAGAGGACAACAGCAAAGAUUUAAAGAUCGGCGCACGGCUGACCGCAAUUCGCCCAAAUAUGUCGUGUCGACUUUAUCAAUCCAACGAGAUAUCCACCAACAUCACUAUCGAGCGUGAAUCGGACGAUGGGACAGUCAAUCCGCUCCGUGUCGAUCUCGAAGGCGAGACUUGUCGUGGAGACAGGGAGCGAGAUAGCAGCAACGCAAUCAUCGGGACCACCAUGAGCUCGUUCUCUACACAGAACGGUAGAAGCUUGAGUAGCAGUAGCACAGUCUUUGGCGUCGGUCUACGAAAGACGAAAUCAUCGCCGCGUUGUUCAGAUUGGAUAUACAUCUGGGGAAGCCUGGCCGAUCUCGGCAGCAGCGAUAUGUCAGUAAGCAGCAUCAAUGCUCUCGCCUGCAACGAGUCGAUUGAAGCAGUUGACGUUGACGCGGUUUUCCGGGGAUCAGAACUUCACAUACAUCCCGACCAUCCUCCUGUUGUUUUCGAAAGCACAGCCCAGGAUACAACUGUUGCCAUUCCCGAGCUCGAUUAUGCGUCGCUCGUCAACAUUUCCUCAAAUGGUCUGCUUGACUCCUUUUUUGCAAUGUUGAACGCCUCCCAGUUCGCUAUCCCUGAUGCCACAUUUGGCGACUUAUCUUCCAGUGCUGCCGCCGAAGUUCAAUCUGCUAUUCUCUCACAGCACGGUAUCAUCAGAGCACAGUCAUUGAAUUCCAAGAGUCGACGGCAUUUGUCCUCGAGGGGCACGUUCCCGUCAGCGAACGGCACCGAUAUUGUUAGCGGCGUCAGCCCUAAUUUGUCGGUUUCUCAGGCCGUCCCCGUCAUCAGCGGCAGUAAAAUGACAGAAAUGAUUCGGCUUCGCCAGGACACGAUUGCUACGCGUAUCUUUCAAGGUCUCGUUGGUGCGUUGAUGAUUCUUCAUAUCACCUCAUGGAUGUAUUGGCGGCGAAUUAGACUCCCUCGCUCACCAACGACUAUCGCAUCCAUUACUGCGCUCCUUGUUGACGGAAACCUCUUCAAAUCGCUACCCCGGGCCGCGCAAUGGCAGCCAGACAGUGAGCUCGAAACUAUAUACACUGAAGGGGAUCUUACACCACGAUUCGAACUUGGUUGGGAUCGCAAGGGACGAGGUAGAAGACGAGAUGGGCGGGCGAAGAAAGAAGAGGGUAAUUUCGGAAUCCGCGCAAUUGUUCCAAAAGAUUCUAUACCAGAGGAAGUAGAAAUGAGGCCGAUACCACCUCCAAAAUCACCGCCGAAGCCCACCAGCGAGAGAAUUGGGAGAGUCCAUCAAGGAACGGCAGCGCUUGAAGCGGACGAUAUAAUAAGGAAAUCCGUACUCGUUACUAAAGGGCACACACCGAAUUCAAAGUCAAAGAGCUCCAAAGGCUCAAAGGGAUCCAAGGGAUCCAAGACUUCUCAGGGGAGUAAUGAGCCAAAGAGAAAAAGAUCCAUCUCAUCAGCGUUGAGUGGGCCAAAGGAGUUGGUCAAAGUGUGGUGGGCAGGCGGCGGUUGA